AUGGCGGGCGAGGGAGUCGGUGCAGAGGCUCUGGCGGAGGUUGCCCAGGCGGCGCGCGCUGGCUGGCAAGCAGCAAGCAUGGGAUGGCGGCACGCGCUUCUAGCUCGUGCUCGUGCGCCGUGGGCGGGAGCUUGGCGCGCAAUCGUCAUGCUUGGACUUUGGCUAUUCACCCAUUUGCAGUGCAACGCUGGCCACGGCCGUUGCAGCCGUCGCACCCACCACGCGCAGGCUCAGAGACACACACAUCCAGCCACCGCGCACAGGGGCCGACGGGCCUGGGAGACAGCCGUCGAGGGCGCGGGAGAUGCACCGCGCGCUUCGCCCAAGCCCCAGAGCGGCGCCAUGGCGGUUGCUGCUGUCACGCCGGGCGGAGAGGCAGACGGCUACGCAGAACGCGAGGGCGAGGGCGAGGGCGAGGGCGAGGGCGGAAGGCAUGGGACGAAAAAACAGAAGGCUGGCACAAAGCCAAAAGCCCAUAUGGGAUAUUGCUUAUGCUGA
Molecule: messenger RNA, 498 nt
Organism: Exserohilum turcica Et28A
Lineage: Eukaryota; Fungi; Ascomycota; Dothideomycetes; Pleosporales; Pleosporaceae
Exons: 2
Coding region: 1-498 (165 amino acids)
Source: RefSeq, a predicted model, not a curated record